Gallus gallus (chicken) is the source of this 1613-nucleotide messenger RNA. It is a transcript of the gene EFHD2, whose product is annotated as EF-hand domain family member D2. The transcript has 4 exons. Bases 790 to 1173 code for a protein of 127 amino acids. The record is from RefSeq and is a predicted model, not a curated record. Gene Ontology annotation, molecular function: calcium ion binding. Lineage: Eukaryota; Metazoa; Chordata; Aves; Galliformes; Phasianidae.
GGGCGGUGGGCAGCGAAGGCUCGCCCGGGGGCGGCCGGAGGCUCUUCAGCCCCGCGGCGGAGUUCCGUGAGUUCUCCCGGCGGCAGCUCCGUGACAUGGAGAGACUCUUCCGACAGUGAGUGUGGAGGGGAGCCCCCCCGCGGGACCCCCAGGACAGACCCCGGGGAGGGAGCACCGGGCAGAGGGUCCCCGUUGCCCCGAUCGCAUCCCCCGUGCUUUGGAAGCCUGCAGCCCCUGGUGGGGGGGGCGGGGGAGGGCGGUUCUGGAAGCCCCCAGCCCCUUUGGAGGACCCCCCCAGCCCUCGGCUGAUGGUGGGAGGGGUCCUUUGGACUCCUCUGCAGGGGAGAUCUCUGGGGUUCCCCCACUUCCUUGCAGGGGGCUCCCCUCAUCUUCCCAUCCUUGGGACGCCCCCUUGGCUCCCUGUGGAAGGAAUCCAUGGGAUCCCCCCUUGGCUCGCCACAAUGCCCCCCAGCUCUGCACAGGAGCUGAACCUCAGGACCCCCUCUUGGCUCCUUGCAGCCAUCCUCCCACCCUACAAACUCUUUCAGAAGGGUACCCCUGGAUGCAACCCCCCCACAACCUUGCAGAGGGGACGCCAGGACCCACAGAGAAGGCUGGAUAAGGGACACGGGACCCCCCCCCCAGCCCCAGGACCCCCACCCUGGCCAUGCACACGGCUUUGGGCUGCGGCAGUGGUGUUGUCACAUCCUCGGUGCCAUCCCCACGUGUCCCCACGUGUGAUGUUGCAAGCUUGGGUAUGAUGCAGGGAAGGAUGGCUUCAUUGACCUGAUGGAGCUGAAGCUGAUGAUGGAGAAGCUGGGAGCGCCGCAGACCCACCUGGGCCUGAAGAACAUGAUCAAGGAGGUGGACGAGGACCUGGACAGCAAGCUGAGCUUCCGUGAGUUCCUGCUGAUUUUCCGCAAGGCAGCAGCAGGUGAGCUGCAGGAGGACAGCGGGCUGCACGCGCUGGCACGGCUCUCUGAGAUUGACGUCUCAACGGAGGGCGUGAAGGGAGCCAAGAGCUUCUUCGAGGCCAAGGCACAGGCGGUCACCGAGGGCAGCCGCUUCGAGGAGGAGAUCCGCGCGGAGCAAGAGGAGAAGAGGCGGCAGGCAGAGGAGAUGAAGCAGCGCAAGGCGGCCUUCAAGGAGCUGCAGUCAGCAUUUGCUCAGUGACCGUGGCACAUGGAAGGAGCCACGCCACGCCAUCGCCCGUCCCCUGCGUGUCAUCGUGCCCACGACUCGUGCCAGGCCGGUGGCAGCUGUCACUGUGCUCGGUGCCACGGAGCAGGCAGGCGCCCAUCCCAACGCACCCCAACGUGUUGGGUUGGAGGUGGCCUUGGCUCCCCUUGGGCUGUUGGCUUAUUUUGGUGAAAGACGUCCAGAAAGGCCACCGAGGGGAGAGAAGCUUUAUUUUUUGUGUGUCUGUCCUCUAAGCACCCAGAGGGGCUGCGUCUCACGCGCUGUCCCUCCAGGAGUGGUUGUGCCGAUGACUGUGAUGUCCCAUGAAGGUGUUGUCCCAACAGCUGCUUCCAUUCUGUUGUAUGGAUGUGUUGUUCGCUGUGUUGUUUUUUUUUUUUUCUUUUUAAAUCCCAAAUAAAUAUUAUAUUUCCUAA